GCUUAAUACUGUCUGUCCUCGAACAGAACAGAACGGCCUCCGGGGAUGAUACCCGACAAUCUGGUAUGGACUAAAGCACAAAUUGAUGCGGCUCGUCAAAUCGUCGCCAAAAUGUGCAUGCUGCCAAACUACUUUGCACUUUGCAGUUCAAGGGUUUCAGGGGAGCUCGGACUCGACCGCAGCUUGCCUCCCAGCUACCUUUGCCGAAUUUUUGGGGUGGUUACAUCGCAUGGAGGCAGCCAGUCAAUAGCCAUGAUGGUCUUAUGGCGAUCAACAGCACCGGCACCAGCAUGCAAGAUAGCCUACUACCAGACGGUCAGGCUGCGCAACAACCGAACACCCACCACUGCCUAGCAAUAAAACAAGACUAGGAAACAAAAUUUCUGUUCCGAUGGAGUCACAUCAAGGACGGAUCAUUUUCUAGGUAUUAUUCGAUGCUGCACAUGUUUUAGCCGCCGCACUAAAUGUAGCCGAACAACCGUCGCCCGGUUUGCUUAUGACUGUAGGGAUGCCUGUUCUCUUUUGUUUUACUUUUUUGUUAUACCUAUAGCGGAUGGUGUUUUAUUUCUGGGGGAAAAGGAUGCACUCAAACCUCAUCGACAUACCCGAUCUGCCGAGAAGAAGAAACCUCCCCCCCCCCCCCCCCCCCCCCAACAA
This is a messenger RNA of Pyricularia oryzae 70-15, 657 nucleotides long. RefSeq lists its product as uncharacterized. NCBI's taxonomy places the organism in Eukaryota, Fungi, Ascomycota, Sordariomycetes, Magnaporthales, Pyriculariaceae. The record is from RefSeq and is a predicted model, not a curated record. Bases 46 to 354 code for a protein of 102 amino acids. The transcript has 2 exons.